Sorex araneus (European shrew) is the source of this 1119-nucleotide messenger RNA. Its product is annotated as C-type lectin domain family 4 member F. The record is from RefSeq and is a predicted model, not a curated record. The coding region runs from base 1 to 924 and encodes 307 amino acids. The transcript has 5 exons. Lineage: Eukaryota; Metazoa; Chordata; Mammalia; Eulipotyphla; Soricidae.
AUGCUUUCCUAUAUAAUGUGCCUCUGUGGCUACUUUCUCUACUUCCUCCCUCCAGAUCCCUAUUUUCACAGGCUGGCAGAAUUGCAAGAGGCUGUCCAAAACCUUCAAGGCCAUGUGGAAAAUUCCAGCACCUGGAGUGUGGGGCUCCAGGAGUUGACUUGCAGAGUGGAUAACAUCAGUUCUCAGGUCCAGGUGUUCAGUGAUCUGCUGGAAAACACCAGAGCUGAAGUCCAGAAGGCAUUAAGUGAUCAGUUGAAAAAUGCCAAGAGAGAGAUACAGACCCUAAAAGAAGAAAUGAAGGAAGCUGUGGCCUUGAAUUCCAAGAUCCAAGUGUUACAGGGUGAUUUGCAGAAGGCCAACGCUGAGAUCCAGGGGUUGAAAGGGAAUGUAGAAGAAACCAAAACUCUGGCUGCAAAAAUCCAGGAGGGAAACCUUGGCCUGGUGGCCCUCCAGGAAGCCUUAGCAUCACAGGAGCAGCAACAGCGGACACAAAAUCAACUUCUCCAACUGAUACUACAAGGCUGGAAGAUCUACAAUGGAGCCUUGUAUUACUUUUCUGAAGCCAAGAAAACUUGGCAGGAUGCUGAGAAUUUCUGUGUGUCCUGGGGAGCUCACCUGGCCUCGGUGACUUCUGAGGAAGAGCAGGCAUUUCUGAUCACAGUCAUAAAGGACUCUUACCACUGGAUCGGGCUCACAGACCAGGGCACGGAGGGCGUCUGGCACUGGACAGACAGAACCCCGUUCAAUGAUGCCCAGAGCAGAAAGUUUUGGGAACCAAAUCAGCCGGACAACUGGGAGCACGGGGAAGGGAGGACAGAAGACUGUGUGCACACGAAGCAGAAGUGGAAUGACAUAUACUGCAAUACCACCUACCAGUGGGUGUGUAAGAAGUCCGGUGGAGGGACUACACCAGGCCCCAGCUGAGAGACGCUGCCCACCCGCCCCUGUGCUGGGGCUCAGCCUCCUCCCCAGGUCACCGAGUCAGCCUGUGCAUGCAGCUUGUUCUCAGGACCUUCCAUUGGGCUUUUCGUAUUCCCUGCUCAUGUCUUCCAAUGUGUUUCUCUCACAUGAUCCAGCAUUAGCAAUGGCUCCACAAGACAAGGGCUCACUGUACCUCGG